CUAACGAACGACUUAGAAUUUAUAGCAAAAUGUCAAAUAGAGUAGCUCACAGUUUUGAUAAAGCAAAGUUAGAAGCAGUUUGUUUGAGAAGAUUCUUCUUUGCACCUGCCUUUGAAAUCUACGGUGGUUGCGCUGGUUUAUACGAUUAUGGUCCACCUGGCUCUGCUCUUCAAGCUAACAUCCUUGACGCUUGGCGCAAGCAUUUCAUUAUCGAAGAAGAAAUGUUGGAAGUUGACACAACUGCAGUCACUUUAGGCGAAGUACUCAAAACAUCAGGUCACGUUGAUAAGUUCACCGAUUGGAUGACUAGAGACACAAAAACCGGUGACAUUUUCAGAGCAGAUCAUCUCAUAGAGGCUGUCCUUGAAGCACGUCUCAAAGGUGACAAAGAAGCUCGUGGUGUACAACAAACCGAACAACCAAAGGAGGAUGAAAAGAAGAAGAAGAAGAAAGUAAAGUCAACCGCUGUCAAAUUAGAUGACGCUGUUGUUCAACAAUAUGAGACAAUUCUCGCACAAAUUGACAACUUCGACGGUGAAGGCUUAGCUGAUUUGAUUGCUAAGCACACUAUUAAAUCGCCUGAAACUCAAAAUGAUUUGACAAAACCUGUUGAAUUCAACUUGAUGUUCGAAUCUUCAAUCGGUCCAACAGGUCAAGUUAAGGGCUACUUACGUCCGGAAACCGCUCAAGGUCACUUUGUCAACUUCGCUAGACUCUUAGAAUUCAACAACGGUAGAGUUCCAUUCGCUUCCGCUCAAAUUGGUAAAUCUUUCCGUAAUGAAAUUUCACCAAAGCAAGGUUUACUUAGAGUUAGAGAAUUCUUGAUGGCUGAAAUUGAACAUUACGUUGAUCCACUCAAGAAGGAUCACCCAAGAUUUUCAGAAGUUGAAAACGUCGAACUUCAAAUUUUACCAAAGGAAGUUCAAGUUGAAGGUAAAACUGACUUAACUACUAUAACCGUUGGUGAAGCGGUUAAGAAGGGUAUCAUUGACAACCAAACACUUGGUUACUUCGUAGCAAGAAUUAACCUCUUCUUACAAAAAAUUGGUAUCAAUAAGGAUAGAUUAAGAUUUAGACAACACAUGUCAAACGAAAUGGCUCACUACGCAUCAGAUUGUUGGGAUGCUGAAAUACACACCAGUUAUGGAUGGAUUGAGUGUGUUGGUUGCGCUGACAGAUCAGCUUAUGAUUUGACUGUACACGCCGUUCGUACAGGUCAACCACUUGUCGUUCGUGAACCACUUCCAGAAAUCAAGAUUGAGGAGAAAUGGGCACCAGAAAUUAACAAGAAGAAGUUCGGUCCAACCUUUAGGGCGAACCAAAAGAUCGUUGAAAGCACCAUAUUCGCACUCGAUCAACCACGUUUAGAAUGUAUCAAGAAAGAAUUUGAUGAGCAAGGAAAGUCUGAUGUACAAGCAGCUGACGGUAACAAGUAUGAACUCACACCAGAAUUGCUCACUAUUGAGAAGAAGACAUUCAAGGAAACCAAGAGAGAAUUCACACCAAACGUUAUUGAACCAUCAUUUGGUAUUGGUAGAAUUCUCUACGCCUUGCUUGAACACUCGUUCUAUGCUCGUGAGCAAGAUGAGAGUAGAACAGUUCUCGGAUUCCCACCACUUGUCGCUCCAAUCAAGGCACUCGUCGUACCAAUCUCAAACUCUAAAGAAUUCGAGCCAAUUAUCAAGGAUAUUUCAUUACAGCUUCGUAAAAAUGGUGUUGCAUCUAGAGUUGAUGACUCAUCUGCAACUAUUGGUAAGAGAUACGCAAGAAAUGACGAACUUGGUACCCCAUACGGUAUCACUGUCGACUUUGCAACUGUCAAGAACAAAACCAUCACUCUUCGUGAACGUGACACAACUGAACAAAAGAUUGGUACCAUCGAUCAAGUUAUUGAUACACUCGUUAAACUUAGUAAAAGUGAAAUUGAAUGGUCACAAGUUGACCUCCCAGCUUACUCAGGUGUACAAGAUGCUGACUAAAUUUAUUCGCAUAUUCUUAGAAUUAAAAUAAAAAACUAUAAUCAUAUAAAUCUUUUUAAUACAAC
Wallemia mellicola CBS 633.66 is the source of this 2044-nucleotide messenger RNA. Its product is annotated as glycyl-tRNA synthetase. Gene Ontology annotation, cellular component: cytoplasm; mitochondrion. The record is from RefSeq and is a predicted model, not a curated record. The coding region runs from base 30 to 1979 and encodes 649 amino acids. NCBI's taxonomy places the organism in Eukaryota, Fungi, Basidiomycota, Wallemiomycetes, Wallemiales, Wallemiaceae. The transcript has 3 exons. Gene Ontology annotation, biological process: mitochondrial glycyl-tRNA aminoacylation. Gene Ontology annotation, molecular function: ATP binding; glycine-tRNA ligase activity.